AUGCCCGACAGCGCUGGAAAGAGAUUUAAAGCCACCAAAUACAUCCCAGUGUCCACCGCUGCCACGCUCCUUGUGGGAUCGACCACUUUAUUCUUCGUUUUCACAUGCCCCUGGUUGACAAAAGUCAUCUCUCUUGCUGUGCCUCUCUACAAUGGCCUGGUCUUCCUCUUCGUCUUGGCCAACUUCAGCAUGGCCACCUUCAUGGACCCUGGAAUUUACCCCAGAGCCGACGAGGACGAGGACAAGGACGACGAUUUCCGAGCGCCGCUCUACAAAAACGUGGAGAUCAAAGGCAUUCAGGUGCGGAUGAAGUGGUGCGCCACCUGCCACUUCUACAGGCCGCCCCGCUGCUCGCACUGCAGCGUCUGUGACAACUGUGUGGAGGACUUUGACCAUCACUGUCCCUGGGUGAACAACUGCAUUGGACGGAGGAACUACCGCUACUUCUUCCUCUUCCUGCUGUCAUUAAGUGUUCACAUGGUGGGAGUUUUCUCCUUCGGCCUCAUCUUCGUCCUCCACCACAAAGAAAAACUGGGAGGACUGCACACCACUGUCACCAUGGUGGUGAUGUGCAUCACAGGGCUUUUCUUUAUUCCAGUUAUGGGCCUCACAGGUUUCCACAUGGUGCUCGUAGCUCGAGGGAGAACAACCAAUGAACAGGUGACGGGCAAGUUUCGUGGAGGAGUAAAUCCUUUCACCAAGGGUUGCUGUGGCAACGUGGAGUAUGUCUUAUGUAGUCCCCAGGCACCCAGAUAUGUGAUGGACCCCCGGAAAAAGCCCCACAUCAAAAUCCAGCCCCCCUUCAUCAGACCUGACCUCUCAGACCGGCAAAUCACCAUCAAGGUCAGCGGCAACGGGAUCCACAGCACAAUAAUCAACUCCAAGUCCAAAAGCAGCAUUGAUGGUCUGGACAGCAAAGAAACCCAGCCACCCCUGCCACCCAAGGCUGAAAGGUACAACCAGCUGAAAAACCAACUGAACUCCAGUGAAGAAAGUUCUCUUUCUGGAAAAACCCACCCCUCCACUCCAACCAUGUACAAAUUCAGGCCAUCCUUUGGCACCAUGCCUAAAGUCCAGUACCACACUGCUGGAGAUAAGAUUGUUAUGUCAGAUGACCGAAAGGAUUCAGCUAUCUUGGAAGAAGGUGUGCGUGGUCACGACUACCGAUCGGAGCCAAACUUGGAUCUGCCUGAGUACGCCAACGCUCCUCUUCACCGCUCCUUCCAGUCCUCACCUUAUCAACUGGACUCUGAUCCCAUCAACUCCCGCUCUCUCAGCCUGAAGCAAGGCCACCGUCGGCUAGAGAAGGGCCAGCUCCAGGCAAUGCCACCCCAGACGGUUUCUUCCACCCCAUACAAGGGAGUCUUCUCCCCAAACACUCGCUCCAACCGUAAUGGCAGCCUGUCUUAUGACAGCCUUCUCAACCCCAGCAUCUCCCCAGCCAGUGCCAAUGAGUGCAUGGCCCACCGUGGUAUGCCCUCCAUAGGAUUCCAUUCACCCUACCUGCCCACCAAAAUGUGCCACAUCCGGGAACCUGAAAUACAUAGACCGCAAGUUGCCCAAACCUAUAGUCCAGUGAUGCCCCCCAGGGGGAUGGGCAGACAAUCCCCUCACCUCAGGGACAGAGACCCAUCUCCAGUACGCUACGAUAACCUCUCCCAGACCAUCAUGGCCUCCAUCCAGGAACGAAAGGAGAUGGAGGAGAGGGAGAAGCGGCAGAUGCUUCAUGGGCGCUCCCAGACCCAUAUCUAUGCCCAGGACUCUGGCGUGUUUGAUGGGGGUUAUGGUCUACCCACCACGGCUUGCUUCCCAGAUGGGUCACGUGGCCCAGGCUCAAGGGGCCCAACACCCCCGACCUAUGGAGGCUCUAGGGACAACUUGAUGGGAGUUGGGUUGGUGAGCUAUGGACAACGAACCCCUGUGUUGCGGCAUGCAGGUUCCACUCUGGGCCGCGCCCCUCGGACUUCAUCCACCUCCUUGCAUACUGAUCACAGUAGCACUAACAGCAGCCAGAGCAGGGCCCCAGGCCAUGAGGGCUCCUAUCGCUCCCCAGCCCACCAGCCCCGCUCCCCCUCCUACUCUCACCAGAAACUCUCCUACAUCAGUGCUCAUGAGAGGACAGACUCGCCUCGGCUAGGGGGCCCAAGAGAGGCCAUGAAAGUUAAUGGGCAGAUGGACUGCCACCUGAGCACCCAGGGUGCCCCCCUCAGCCCCAGUCGCCACAGUAACGUCAAAAAGGUGACAGGUGUAGGAGGUACCACAUAUGAAAUAUCCGUGUGAGCAAGGACACCUCCACCUUUAACCAC
Messenger RNA from Nematolebias whitei (Rio pearlfish), 2306 nucleotides. RefSeq names its product zinc finger DHHC-type palmitoyltransferase 8b (gene zdhhc8b). Lineage: Eukaryota; Metazoa; Chordata; Actinopteri; Cyprinodontiformes; Rivulidae. The record is from RefSeq and is a predicted model, not a curated record. Bases 1 to 2280 code for a protein of 759 amino acids. The transcript is spliced from 11 exons. Gene Ontology annotation, molecular function: palmitoyltransferase activity. Gene Ontology annotation, biological process: protein palmitoylation.